AUGCGGCGAAGACAUGAGCGCGACGCGAGAGAGCCUCGCUCGCACAAUCUCACGCCGCGGCCCUGCCGCUGCUGAGAGAUCAGAUCAGACAAAGGGCGACCCUGAUCGAUCGAUGAGGCAUGCGACCGGAGAACGGGUGAGAGAGAAUCAGAGAAACCAAGGGGAGAGAGAGAGAGAGACGGGGUAGGGUUACAUCAUCACCCUAGGAGCGAGGCACUAGCGGCUUGGUGCAGCCUUCCUGCAGCACCGCGGCGCGUCAAAACUAGCAGCCGGACCGUGUCCACACUCUCUCUUAUCUCUUCAUCCCGCUCUUAACCGUGCUAAGCCCCUCUUAGCCCUCGCCUGCCCUAACUCGAGUGAACACAGGCCAGGCACAAGAAACACCUGCCGCCGGCCGACGACGGCCAUGGACUUCGACGACCACGACGACGGCGACGAGGAGAUGGCGCCGAUGCCCGUCAGCUCCAGCUACGAGACCCCGCCGCUGGCGGCCGGGUUCGGCGGCGGCGCGGCGCAGCCCAAGCCGCCCGGCGAGCCCGUCCCCCUCGCCAAGGCCCCGGGGGGCCACGGCGGCGGCGGCGGGAGGUACCGCGAGUGCCUCAAGAACCACGCCGUCGGCAUCGGCGGCCACGCCGUGGACGGGUGCGGCGAGUUCAUGGCCGCGGGCGAGGAGGGCACGCUCGACGCUCUCCGCUGCGCCGCGUGCAGCUGCCACCGCAACUUCCACCGCAAGGGGUCCCCGACCUCCGAGGGCUCGCCCGCCGCGCUGGUCGCCUACGGCGCCGCGCCGCACCACCAGUUCCCGCCCUACUACCGCACCCCGGCCGGCUACUUCCCCCACCACCAGCCGCUCCACAUGGCCGCGGCGGCGGGGCACGCGCCGCGGCCGCUGGCGCUGCCGUCCACCUCCCACAGCGGGCGCGACGACGGCGACGACCUGUCCGGGAUGCCCGGGCCCAUGUCGGCCAUGCUCCCGCUGGGCGGCAUGUCCCUGGGCGGCGCCGGGCCCUCCGUCUCGGGCGGGUCCGGGUCCGCCGGCAAGAAGCGGUUCCGCACCAAGUUCACGCAGGAGCAGAAGGACAGGAUGCUGGCGUUCGCGGAGCGCGUGGGGUGGCGCCUCCAGAAGCACGACGAGGCCGCCGUGCAGCAGUUCUGCGACGAGGUCGGCGUCAAACGCCACGUGCUCAAGGUGUGGAUGCACAACAACAAGCACACCCUCGGCAAGAAGCCGUAGCGCCCCGCAGCAGCAGCAGCAGCAGCACCUGAUCGAUCGGCUGAUCCCCACCGCCGCAUGCCCACCGGGUCGGUCGAUCCCAGUGCGGCUAGCUGCCCUUGGACGGCGGCCGUGACCUGCCUCCGGUAGGUACUCCGCGUAUCUUAUUCAAUUCGUUAGCAUCCAUCCGGCUCCGGCGUCCGGCGCCCUCGCGGCGGCGUAGGUUAGUUGCAGUAGUAACUCGUAGUGAGCGGCUCGAUCGAUAGUCGUUCUUGGCUUCAUUAGGCGGUUCUUUCAUUUGUCAUUUAACCGUACUUGUUUGUGUUCGUUGUUUAUUAAUUAAUUCCUGCGGCAUUGCCAUUUGCCUGUAUGUUUGUUUGCUUCUUCUCCUUCUUCUCCAUGGGAAUGUCCUUGUUCUUUGCCACUCGCAGCCGAUCCAUCGACGGAUCGGCUGCCGUCUGCCGGCGAGGAGAUGUAUUUGGGGAUUGCGGCUGCA
Panicum virgatum (switchgrass) is the source of this 1709-nucleotide messenger RNA. RefSeq names its product zinc-finger homeodomain protein 1-like. Lineage: Eukaryota; Viridiplantae; Streptophyta; Magnoliopsida; Poales; Poaceae. The transcript has a single exon. The record is from RefSeq and is a predicted model, not a curated record. Gene Ontology annotation, molecular function: transcription cis-regulatory region binding; DNA-binding transcription factor activity. Bases 407 to 1234 code for a protein of 275 amino acids. Gene Ontology annotation, cellular component: nucleus. Gene Ontology annotation, biological process: regulation of DNA-templated transcription; regulation of developmental process.